Molecule: messenger RNA, 765 nt
Organism: Papilio polytes (common Mormon)
Lineage: Eukaryota; Metazoa; Arthropoda; Insecta; Lepidoptera; Papilionidae
Product: brain-specific homeobox protein homolog
Exons: 5
Coding region: 1-765 (254 amino acids)
Biological process (GO): regulation of DNA-templated transcription
Molecular function (GO): DNA binding; DNA-binding transcription factor activity, RNA polymerase II-specific
Source: RefSeq, a predicted model, not a curated record
AUGGAACAAGAAACAAGAAGCGACUCUCCUAUGGACUCGCAUCGUCAAGAGCAAAAUUCGAAAACGUCUUUUUUAAUCGAGGAUAUUUUAUAUAGAGGCCAAAGCCGCGGUUUCAAACAGCCAGUGCCGGAUCCAAGGAGGUAUGAUUACGACCGACCAGAACCGAAGCCUUUCUUUCCGGUGCCCGGAGAAGUCAGGCCCCAUAUCCCGGGCAGAGAGGGGUCCUAUCUACACGUGGCUAUGGGAGCUCUAGGUGCAUAUUUACAUACUCCGAACACCUAUAAGUCUGUGGAAACGCCUUACUUUUUAUCUCAAGGCGUGCCGUACCACGCGCUAUUCACGCCGUCGGAGCUGUCGCUGUCGGCCCUCAAGCACUGCCGUCGGAGGAAGGCGAGGACUGUUUUCUCUGACCCUCAGCUCACGGGUCUAGAGAAACGUUUCGAAUCCCAGCGUUAUCUGUCGACGCCUGAACGCGUAGAGCUGGCGGGCGCACUGAACCUCUCGGAGACGCAGGUCAAGACAUGGUUCCAGAACCGCCGCAUGAAGCACAAGAAGCAAAUGAGGAAACAGCAACAGCAGAGAGGUGCAGCAGCGGUAGACUUCACUACGAAGCAUCAUACGCAAUUAGGGGAAAGCCGAAAGGCAGAGGAUUCUAGAAUAUCGACAACUCAAACAUCGGACUCUGAAACUGAACACAGCGAUAGCGAUAUCGAUAUCGUCGGCGAGCCAAACUACGCACAACACUACGGUAAUAGCGGCACGUAA